Trichomonas vaginalis G3 is the source of this 822-nucleotide messenger RNA. Its product is annotated as protein of unknown function, DUF4106 family. The record is from RefSeq and is a predicted model, not a curated record. The transcript has a single exon. NCBI's taxonomy places the organism in Eukaryota, Parabasalia, Trichomonadida, Trichomonadidae. The annotation marks the transcript as partial.
AUGCUGAAGGAAGAGUAUGGUUACCCAGAUACUAUUGACUUUAGUGACAGAUAUAAAGAAGCUAUUAGAAAGUUCAAGGAUGGAAAUACUGACCCGAACCUAUUUAGCUUUAUGGCUCAGCACCAAAUGGGAUAUAAUUUCAAACCUGGAAAAUACAAGCUCGCUAAGGGAUAUGAUUUAAUAGCAUAUCAUCCAAAUGACAUGGAUGAAUUUACUCCGAGAUAUUUGGUGUCAGAGCUAAAUGACAAUACAACUCUCUUCAUGAAACGCGUAAAAAAUAGAGACGGAACGAAAGAAGAAAGGUUUAUGAGUCCGGAUGACUUAGAUAGGGAACUUGUUAAAAACGGUCUCGGAAUAUAUGAAAUGCCAGCAGAUGAGGUACAAGAAACUCCACAGGAAGAAAUAGUUCAGAUACAACCAGACAUGGAAGAAAUAGUUCAGCAACAACAGCUAGAAGAGCCUGAAGGAAACGAACAAGUCACUCCUUUGGAAACUAACUUCACAGAACUAGAUGAAGAUUUGGAACAGCCGAAAAAUCUUGACCCUCAACAAGAGUAUGCGGAGAAUAUGGAAUAUUUCCAAGAGUCUAAAAAAAAUUCGGCUGACAUAGUAGAAGAAUAUCGAAAAAUGUUUGCCGACAUACAAAAGACUCCAACAUCAGAUGAAAAUAUCCAGCAUAGAAUGGAAGAACUGAAAAAAAAUGUACACAAAUACAACAACCCUUUUUACUUACGAGCAUUUAACGUUCAAUCUUCGGAUGAACUCGGUGAAGAUAAAAGGUUAAAUUUCAAGAAAACAUAUAGAAAUGAAACAUUGUUUAAA